CCCCGCCCCCCGCCCCCUCCCGUCCCGUCCCGUCCCCGCUCUGGUGGCGGUGGUUGCUCGGCGGGUCGGUUCGUUCCGUUCUCCGCGGCCCGUUCUCCGGCCGGUGCUUCUCAGCGCGGUGUGGCGGAGCCGCCUCCUUCCUCCUCGCUCCCUCCUUCCCGUCCCCUCCUUUCUCCUCCCUCCCCUCCCCGCACGCAGUCGCCGCGGUUCCCGGCACGGACAACAUGGCGGCGGUGGCGGGGGCCGCGGCCGCGGGCGGCUCUACCGGCACCGGGGGCCCGGAGAUGGUGCGGGGCCAAGUGUUCGACGUGGGGCCGCGAUACACCAACCUCUCGUACAUCGGAGAGGGGGCGUACGGCAUGGUGUGUUCUGCCUAUGAUAACGUCAACAAGGUUCGAGUUGCUAUAAAGAAAAUCAGUCCUUUUGAGCAUCAGACGUACUGCCAGAGAACUCUGAGAGAGAUAAAGAUCUUACUGCGCUUCAGGCAUGAGAAUAUUAUCGGAAUAAAUGAUAUUAUCAGAGCUCCAACUAUUGAACAAAUGAAAGAUGUAUACAUUGUGCAAGACCUUAUGGAAACAGAUCUUUACAAGCUCUUAAAGACUCAACACCUCAGCAACGACCACAUUUGUUAUUUCCUUUACCAGAUUCUGAGAGGGUUAAAAUAUAUCCAUUCAGCCAAUGUGCUUCAUCGUGACCUCAAACCUUCAAAUUUGCUGCUUAACACCACUUGUGAUCUCAAGAUUUGUGACUUCGGACUGGCUCGUGUUGCAGAUCCAGACCAUGAUCACACAGGAUUCCUGACAGAGUAUGUGGCCACACGCUGGUACAGGGCUCCUGAAAUCAUGCUGAAUUCAAAGGGUUACACCAAGUCUAUUGACAUCUGGUCAGUAGGCUGUAUUUUGGCUGAGAUGCUCUCCAACAGACCCAUCUUUCCGGGAAAACACUACCUUGACCAACUUAACCAUAUCCUUGGUAUACUCGGAUCCCCCUCCCAAGAAGAUUUGAAUUGUAUAAUAAAUUUAAAAGCCAGAAACUAUUUGCUUUCCCUACCACACAAAAACAAGGUACCAUGGAACAGGCUGUUUCCCAAUGCUGACCCCAAAGCACUUGAUUUGUUGGAUAAAAUGUUGACCUUUAAUCCUCAUAAGCGAAUUGAAGUGGAACAAGCUUUAGCCCAUCCAUAUCUGGAACAGUAUUACGAUCCAAGUGAUGAGCCUGUAGCUGAAGCACCCUUCAAGUUUGAUAUGGAAUUGGAUGACUUGCCGAAGGAAAAGCUGAAAGAACUGAUUUUUGAGGAAACUGCUAGAUUCCAGCCAGGAUAUCGAUCUUAAAUUGUGCAUAGGUAAAGUUACAGCGGACAAGGACUUAAAGGACUGGGCAUGCUCAAACGUUGCUGAUCCUCUUCCCAGUUCUUUAUUGUUGGUCAUGUCUUGUGGCCUCUCUCAGCUUAUCCACUAACUCCUUUGAGCCAUUCAGGAGGGCAGUUCCUGGUAGUUUUGGCUUUUCAUGCUUUCAAUGAAUCUUUUAAGCCUGAAGAAUUGUAAUUGACACUCCUAUGCGUAAUGCCCAUUGUUGACCUGUCGCAGUACUGUACUGUAAGUGCACCUACUGCUGGCCAUGUUUUAACUGCUUGCUUUCUGGUUUGAGAGAUGCAGUGGUUCCUUUCACUCCUGGAUUAACAUCCAAGAAGAUAAUUCAUUAACUGAUGCGAAGUUUACACCAUGAACUAUGUUUUUCUGACUUUACUCAAGUCGCUGGCAUUUUUUUUUAGAAAAACUACUAUUCAGGGCACUUUAAGUCAGUGACAUCCCAGAUUUUUUUUGCACUUCCUUUUUAAAUAGAAAUGGUUAGCAUCCAGUGAGUGGGGUUUUACCAUUAUGCUCUGGAUUACAGCAUAAGUCGUGUUCAUGUUAAUCUUGCUUAUGCACUUGUUUGGGUGUCCUGUGCUGUACAUACAGGUAUUCUAUACAGUGUGAUAGCCACAUAGGAACCCAUCUGAAUUGAAUUCAUCUAAGAAACAUUUUACCAUGCAUUGACAAAAUUUGUACCUUUUUUUUCCCCGCCUUUUUCAAAAGAGAUCAUUUUAAGUUCGGCCAUGCUGGGAGGGGGGUAGUACUUCCAAAGCUCAUACCUUGUGGUCAUGUUUAUAAGGCUUGUGGAAGGAGAAAGAGUGGCAGCUUGCCAACUUAUUUAUUCCCUGUGUGAUGGGAGAUUAACAAAGAACAUAAUGGCACGAUGACCUGGUGGUGAAUGCUUUUCUUUGUGGAAGGCAUCCGAAUGUGGUAAGCGAGAAACCAAAACAUGGAGUUAAUAAACUCAGACUGCAUACUUCAUACCAAUGAAAUGCUUCAAAUGAGGAUUGGUAGUUUUACAUUUGAAUCUGAUCACUGACAUUCAGAAUUCUCGCAGAGAGGAACACUGCAUCUUUAAAUGAGAAAGUUUGAAUUUCCUUUUGCUCCUACAGCAUGUCAGCAUCUCAAGUUCAUUUCUUGCAACCUACACUAUGGUGAUUUGUAAUCCAGCCUCCAUGAGCUCGUGACAUAAAGUACUGUUCUGUUGUCAAGUACUAUCAAACUUUUCUGAUAAUGCUGAGUUAGGACAACCAAACAAAGCUAGCACUAAAUAACGUUUAAAAUUGUAUACCUUUUAAUGAUCUUUUCAAGUAUUUGUUACUGAAAUUGUAUGAUGUGGAGUUUACUAGGUGUUAUGUUCCAGUGCAGUGCCUCCUUUUCUUUCCCCACUGCUCUCUGUGGUGAGAAAUUUGCCUUGUUUAAAAUGAUUACUGUGCCCUCGCAUGACUGUUAAAGCUUUCUGUGCAAAGAUGAUUGUUUAAGUGCCACAUGCCUAUGAUUGAGAGAAAAAAAAUCUAUUGUUACCUCUGAGUUGUGUUCAACUGAAAUGCUAUUCAACAAAUAACUUAGGAAAAAAUAGCUCUAUUUUUAGCUUUUCAUAUCUCUGCUGUCUUCUCAAUUUAUUUUGGCAGCAGUGAAGAAUGGAUUGUAUAGACUGCUUGCUAAUAUGAACAAAAUGCACUUGUAAUUCCUGGAAAUAAAUUUAAAUCUUAUAUCUUCACAUUAACAUAAAGAAUUAGUUUUUGGUUUCCUCUUGGGUAAUGUGUUUGAAUGGAAAUCAGAUUCAGUUGCUACUGCAGUAUUACAGGAUGCUUGCUGUUAAUGAAUCCAGGCUUCCUCAUUCCACUUAGUCUGCUUUUCAAAAAUAAGAAAGCCAUUCUUAGAUUUCAAUAGGCAAGGGUGCUUACGAGAUUCCAUUUCAGAUCUUUUCUUCGAGUUUGAGUCUUAGUCUACCAAAACUAAUUUUUAUAAGCAAGGGUUCAUUUUAAGGGGCAUUUUCAGCUAGGAAGGUCCUGUGGUACAUACAUCUCUAUUGUGCGGAACAUAAUGAGCGUAGUCAGGACACUGCACAAGUGAUCUGGGAAUCGUGGUUUGGAACCUAUGCUAAAAAAAAAACCACGUUUCUAUAGAAAUUAUGCACUUGACUGUUGAUACCUGUGUAGGAAUUUCUUCUGACGUUUCUACACAUCUUUACCAAAAUGCUUCGUGCAGUUUUGAGAAGCUGAAAUAUUUCUAGAAUCUCUGCUACUUGUACCAUCAUCAUUGUUACAGGAAUCGUGGUUGGGAAGAUGACUGUUACUGAAAUUAAUUUGUAACACCUCAAUCCGAGUUUAUUAAGGAAGAAUUUUGGCAGCUUAUUUCAUCCGUUUCCCAAUUCUUUUUUUAAUACUUUAAUUUUGGGUUUCUGGAGCGGUGCAAACUUAUCCUUGCGAUCUGUCUCUCAGAAUGACAAGCCAAGGGUUUGUGUUAGCUAACGUGUGGUGCUCUCAGGCUUUCUUCCUUAGCAGUCCUUACUGGACCAAACUGGCUCCCAUUGGUACCUGCAUACCCACUGGUAUCCAUCAGUCUUCUGCUGAAUGCAGUAAACGUUGUUAGGCUGAAUUUGUUACGUCAAGUGAAGAAGCAUGACUUUUUCUUUUGUCAGAUACUGCAAAUGUUUAAAAGAAGGUGCCUAUAACACUGUCAGGUCAGUGAUUGCUCCAUUUUACUUUUUCCCUCUUCCCUCCCCCCCCACCUUUAUCUAGUUUUUGUAUGUGCAGAGCAGAGAUCUGGAACUUGUAACUGAAGUAAUAUAUAUGUUAUGGUAAAGAUGUUUUGGGAAUUAGGCAUGUAAACAGUUGACUGUCUAAACAUUCCAACUGUAUUAUGGAAGAAAAAUAGGCGAACUUAAACUUCUCUUGGAUGCUUUGGCAAAGGAAGCAUCUUAUUCUGCUAUCCUGACUGUCCCCAGAAUCUUCUUCAUCACCGUCACACACGUGCCAGGUCCGAGGUGUACAACGCUCUGCAUGGGCCGAGCAGCUGCUGCUCUGUGAGAUCUCGGGAGUAGCAGAUGGUGACGUGACUCAGCAGUGGCCAAAUGGAACCCAAGGAGCUUAGCGUGGUUCUCCUUACAGAAUGGGGAAAAAGAAAAACUUGUUGCUGCCCACUGUAAUACGCUGCGAUAUAUUUAUACCAUGUCCAAGUUGUUUGCUGAGCAACUGUACUAUAGGUUUAAACUUUAUUAAUAUAUAUUUGCUUAUGUUAGUGUAGUUUAUAUAGUCCUUGGUUAUUGAUGAAUUUGUGUUGUUACAGCACAGUGAUAUGGUAUAAAUAUAGGCCUGUACACACAACAUGCUCAUGAAUUUGGUCCCUUGCAUAGUACUUUUAUAUUUGUACAGUGAUGUCUUCAAGUAAUCCCAGAUUUUAGGGGAAGUAUUUUUGUAAAUGCAGUGGUUUAAACAAAAAUCUAAAUGGUCCUUUUAUUAAGUUUUAAAUGCGUUUGUGGUUCAAAAUGGUUUAGUUAAUGACUGAAAUCAAGACACUAAAUUAGUGAAAAGUGCACAUUAGUAAAGUGAAGCAUACCAUGGUUUUCUGUAGCAUGUGCUGUGGUGAAGCUUGGACAAAAUGGAAAAGUUGGGCUACCUUUGUAAAUCUAGAACAAAUGUCUAAAGGUUGCAGCUGGGUUACUUACUAUUGUUGCCUUUUCUUGUGUUGUAUCAGUGUAGAGCACUCUUAAAUACUCAAACAGCUUUGUCUUUGCUUUGUACUGUUGGUGCCUUCUUAGUCACGUACCCCACAGGUCCCGCAUAGCUCAUUUAGUUAAUGGUAAGUUUAAAAUAAAAUAAAGGAAGAUUUUAUAUUAAAAAAAGAAAAAAGAAAAAACCUUUAAAGCUUCAUUUUCUGUAUGUUCUUAUUCACUGUAACAAUUAAACAUUUAUAUUGUGACAGAUUUGUGAUUUGGUUAAUCUGUAUAGAUCAGUUGUAAGUAGCAAAGGUUUAUAUUUCGUCUUCUUCUUUUAAUGUUGUAAACAUAUGUGAUUUCCUUCUUUAAAUCAGGUAACUUAAUGUUCUGUUUUGUUUUUGGCAUCCGAGUCUUGUAAAAACAACUGCAAAGAAAAUCAUUAAAUCGUGUCCCUGUAUUACCAAACCAGCAUAGUACUGUGCAUGUGUAGAACGACUGAGAUUUUGCUGUAACAUGGCCUGCUGUUUUGUAGUCCGAGUGCACUGAUGCGUAUUACAUCAGCACGGCUAAAUGAGUCUCCUGAACGGAGCAGGAGCAGGUAGCUUACAUUCAUGUUUUUGGAUACACAGGUGUGUCUAUUUCAGUGUGUGAGCAAUUACCAGCUUGAAGUUAGAGCCAUCCAAAGCAUUGCAGGCGAAGUUUAUGGACAGGCAGAAGUGCUGUAUCUUUGUGGCAAGCAAGUUAUGAAAUGGGCACUGUAGACUAUUGGGCGCAGCGAUGCCUUUGGCUCACGCCAUGUUAAUGUAGCCCACUUCCCAGGAAACUUUGCAAAGAAUUACGUGAGCAGCCCUUAGAGACCAAAUGUUUUCAUUUUGAUAUGAAAGGGGUUCUUUUCAGGCCGAGGUUUGAGACGUUCUGUGUUUUCUGGGAAUGUGCUCCAAAAUCGCUGUAAUGGCAUUUGUAUGAAUAUUCUUUUAGUCUGAAAUCCAGUUGUGCCAAAGAACUGAGAAAAGGUGUAAUUGGAUCAUGGCAGCUUGAAACUUCUGUAAUUAGUAUGGCAGCAUAGAAAACGUGACCUGGAACUAACAGGUGCUUGUCAGUAACAGGUCAGUAACAUCUCUAAUGACUGUCUCCUUAAAGUUCAUCUCUCCAUCCCUUGUCUGGUCUUCACAGCAGUGCGCGUUUUGUUGCAAAAUGUUAGGAGUUUAAUUUUGCCGUAUGUACAGUUGUGCAUGUUACUUUCUCAUUGACUAUGGCUGCCUUUGGCUGUUCCCUCGAGCAGUGUGCUGUAUUGCAGUGUGCAUGUUCCAGUGAGUUCAAAGUAUGACUGACCUGCAUCUUGUCCCAGCAGAGGUUUUGUUAAGCUACUGCUUGACUCAGUGCUUUUGUCACAUUUGUUUAGUUAGGAUUACUUGGAAAAUGCUUUGCUUUUAUUUGCUUUGUUCCACCAGAACAGGACACUGAUCCUUCCUGUCUGUGAGCUUUGAAGGGCAGUGGGUAUUGAGACCUUGGAGCUGGAGACUGCAGAAAUGGGUUCUGGGGUCUGUGUGCAGCCUUAGUGCUGGGGUGGGAUGAGCUCUCAUAGGUAGAGUGCCAUGGAGGAGCUCAUGCUCUCACAGUCUUUUGAGGAAUUACUUCAGAAUAUAAGCUGUGUAGAUUUGGUGCUGCUGGGCUUUGUAGAGCUACAACCCCAGUAUUUUUCUGUGCAGACAAAAGUUCUCACUUCCGUGUUCUGUGUGUUUCAUUAUACUUUCUACUGAGUAACAUUUGCGUAAUGCUUGACAAGCUGAGCAAAAAUUAACAUUUGAUAAUUGUAGAAGACUUUAAAACUGUAUCACAUCAAUACGUGCCAUGUCAGUGCUUUGGAAGAGCUCUUUGGUUCCUCUGCAGAAUGGCCUUCAGGUACUGCCAGCUGCAGGUGAGCGGUGCUGGUAGUGCCCUGUCAGGGCUGAGGUUCUAUCACGCUGUGUCUGUGCGAGGGCUGGUCUUGGAAUUAAGGUAUGGAAACUGUUCUGUGAAACCUCUGUGGUUCCACUUUGUAAGGUACUCACACCCUGCACUUUCCUUCAGGUAUUUCCCAGAACUCUGCUUGCUUUCUCAGUACAUCUCACUACUGUGACAGUGUUUUUCCUCGUCUUCUCAUUCAAAGUGAAGCUCAAGUCUUGGUUGUUCCACAAACCGAACUUUGAGCUUUGUGCAGUUCUGGCGAUACACAACAGAUUACUGGUCCUGCUGCAUAAACUGAUGCAAAUCCUCAGGAAAGGUAAGCAAAAAGUCCUGGCAGGUCUCCUGCUCUUUCACUCUUCCUGCUGGAAGCGCAGCGUGCGAUCUGGUGAUGGGAUGUGCAUUGCUGAGAGGCAAACCUGAAGUGAUCAGAAAGGAGCGGUGCAGUUGGGUAAGGUGUGGUGUGACAAGCAGUCCUUUGUUGCUGUUGGGAACUUGAGCCUGAGAUUAUUCAGCAGAGCCUGGUUUGAACUUUUCUGGCUGUACAUCCUUGAAUACCUUGUGAGCACUGGAGGCCCCGUGCCAUUUCUCUGCAGUGUGCCCACAUCUCCCUCACAGUGUGCACCCGUCCUUCAGCUCUUUCCCUUUCCCACGCUGCUGAUGGUUCUGGCAGAGCAGUGUGUGACCCUGCAGGUGUUAGUUUCACUUGCUGCAGGAGUGGCUUUUAGCACACGAGGGGUGAUAAAAGGAAUCCUUAUUCUGAUUCCCCAGAAAAGAGGAAGAAAUGUCUCGAAAGUGCUGGAAACCCAGCAUGCCUUCUCCCCUAAAAUACCAGGCUGAAUACUUGCGUAUACCUUGUGAGGCUUUCUGUGGCUCUGUGUGGUAUUCCCGGUUGUGCCAGCUGGUUGAUUGAAGUGCUUCUCUGUCUCCUGCCGUUGCAUCUUGGACUGAACUGACCUUUGAUCCUGCUGACUUACUGUCUUCCAUUGAUGUGUUUCUUCCUCAGGGUUUAUACAUUCCAUGGUGGUAUUUUUCUCCCCAAUCCUUUGACUGCUGUGACCGACCUGAUGUCACAUUUUUGUUCUCCUUAUUUUGCAUGGCUGUAGAUUCCUCGUGGUCUCACAACUCUCCAUUUGUUUGCUUUCUAGAGAUCUCUGUUUUUUUUUUAACUAUUCUGUAAGGCCGUUCUUCACAGAGCUGGGCCCUGCUUACAGGCAAUUGACUUAAGGGCUGCUGGUUACACUCCAGCCACUGGCUUUGGGGAGAAAACUUGCAUAGGCAGAGCAGUUCCCUCAGUGCACGCGGUCAUUCAGCGCCUGGGAUUGCACCAGGUUGGUUUUGCACAGUGCAGCGAUCUGUUCAUUCCACCUUACUGUUUAAUGCCUCAAAUACAAAAGCCAGAAAUAACUGGGAAGCUGCUUUCUCCCUGGCUGUGAUGCAUUCUUCUGCACUACCAAAAACUGUUCCAAAAUUCAGGCUUUUCAAG
This is a messenger RNA of Coturnix japonica (Japanese quail), 8443 nucleotides long. It is a transcript of the gene MAPK1, whose product is annotated as mitogen-activated protein kinase 1. Gene Ontology annotation, biological process: protein phosphorylation. The record is from RefSeq and is a predicted model, not a curated record. Gene Ontology annotation, molecular function: ATP binding; MAP kinase activity. NCBI's taxonomy places the organism in Eukaryota, Metazoa, Chordata, Aves, Galliformes, Phasianidae.